UCGACACCAGAGGAAGUGGUAGAUAAAGUGAAAGACAGGGGAGAGAGUAAAGACAGGGGAGGAGAGUGAGAUAAAUAGAAUAAGAGAGAAAGUUAAAAGCAAUUUCACUUUUAAAAUAGCUAAGCCAUAAGACAAUGUUUGAACUGUAUGGGGUGAGCAGAGAUGGUAUGGUUUUUCACUCCCCACCUCCUAGACGAAAAGACGUUGACAUACUUGAAACAUGUCUUCAAUUAUCUUCACCGGAAUUAAUGAGAAAAUUGCCAAACGGUGACGCUUUGCAUCAUCUUAAAAAUAAUUCACGAGUCUCUACGUUAGUUGCUGAUAAAGACAAAGAACCAGCGCGAGAACGAGGCCGUAGUACAGGAAGACGGUGGCUCGUAAUGUGCGGAGUAUUUUUUCUAGGCUGUGCUUUGGUAGCUGGAGUAGGUUUACCUUUAGCCUUAGAGUUACGUAGCUCUCAUUUACUUGAAGCAAGACUCCAAGUUGUCAAAAGAAUACUCAGCGAAACUCCUCUGAUAGAUGGACGGAAUGAUUUCGCUUGGAAUCUUCGAAAGCACCGGGGUACUCAUUUACGGGAUUUCCCAUUCGAUAAAGACUUAUCAUUGAAUGCUAGUUUUGAUAACUAUUGGCAGACUGAUCUUGUGAGACUUGAUCAUGGGAACAUGGGCGCACAGUUUUGGUCAGCUUACGUUCCAUGCGAAUCACAAUUUUUGGAUGCCGUUCAAUUAACUUUGGAACAAAUAGACAUUGUGAGAAGACUGACAGCUAAGUAUCCAUCAAGAAUGAGACUCGUUACUUCGAGUAAGGAAUUGGAAAAAGCUCACAAAGAUGGUGUGCUUGCAAGUCUUGUUGGUAUUGAAGGUGGCCACAGCAUUGGAGCAUCAAUGGCUGUAUUACGGAGCUUCCAUUUACUUGGCGCGCGAUAUAUGACAUUGACACAUAAAUGUAACACACCGUGGGCUGAUUCCUCUUCAGUAGAAGAUCCAAAUGAAGACGCACCGCUAGACUUUCACAGUGACGGUCUAUCUACUUUUGGUAAAUCAGUUGUGAAAGAAUUAAAUCGAUUAGGAAUGCUUGUAGAUCUUUCUCAUGUUUCUAUUCGUACGAUGAAAGACACGCUGUCGAUGACUAAAGCUCCGGUAAUAUUUUCUCACAGUGCUGCUCGUGCACUUUGCAAUUCAUCCAGUAACGUUCCUGACGAUAUACUCAGAUACUUGUCACUGAACGGUGGCCUGGUGAUGAUCAGCUUCGACAGCGCUCAUCUUAGCUGUGGAGACGCAGCUUCUAUGCAUGAUGUAAUCGCGCACAUAAAUCAUAUAAGAAAAACCGCAGGGGUUAAUCAUGUAGGUCUUGGUGCUGGAUAUGACGGUAUAAUGAGUCCACCAACAGAACUUCCUGAUGUCUCUGGUUAUCCUUUAUUAUUGGCUGAAUUAACGCGAGAUCGUCAAUGGUCUGCAUCAGACAUAAAGAAACUCGUGGGUGGAAAUUUGAUUAGAAUAAUGAAAGAAGUUGAAAAUCACGCCGCUUCUUUGUCCAAUCAGUCACCAAAUGAGGAAUGGAUACCUCAAGAACUUAUCGAGGACACGUCUUAUUGUCGUUAUCACGAUGAAUAA
Messenger RNA from Microplitis demolitor, 1613 nucleotides. Its product is annotated as dipeptidase 1. NCBI's taxonomy places the organism in Eukaryota, Metazoa, Arthropoda, Insecta, Hymenoptera, Braconidae. The record is from RefSeq and is a predicted model, not a curated record. Gene Ontology annotation, biological process: proteolysis. The transcript has 7 exons. Gene Ontology annotation, molecular function: metallodipeptidase activity. The coding region runs from base 135 to 1613 and encodes 492 amino acids.